This is a messenger RNA of Leptinotarsa decemlineata (Colorado potato beetle), 2023 nucleotides long. Its product is annotated as TAR DNA-binding protein 43. NCBI's taxonomy places the organism in Eukaryota, Metazoa, Arthropoda, Insecta, Coleoptera, Chrysomelidae. Gene Ontology annotation, biological process: regulation of gene expression. Gene Ontology annotation, cellular component: chromatin; nucleoplasm. The record is from RefSeq and is a predicted model, not a curated record. Gene Ontology annotation, molecular function: RNA binding.
CGACAAUCGAUGCAAACUCACGAGUAAGCCGAGUACCCGAGUGUAAACAAUCGAUUACGUCGCCAGUGGCCAUUUUGUUUUUUUAAAGUAUUAAAAAAACUGGCGUGGGUAUUAGUUGCUACAUCACUUAAAUAACUGUGCGAUUGAAUAUUUCAAUAUUCGGCGGUUCUUGAGAAAAGUGCCGUGAAGGAAUUUAAAAAAUGUCAAUUGAAUACUUGCAAGUUGCCGAGGAAGAAGGAGAAGAACCAAUAGAAUUACCCAGUGAAGAUGAUGGAACUCUGUUACUUAGUACAUUAUCCGCUCAAUUUCCAGGGGCUUCUGGGUUGAAGUAUAAGGCCCCCGAAAGCAAAACCUUUAGAGGCGUGCGACUAACUGAAGGAAGACUUCAUCCUCCUCCAGAUAGCGGAUGGGGCACAUACGUAUAUUAUUGUGUUUUUCCUAAAGAGAAUAAGAGAAAGAGUGAUGACAAUCUGGAGAAUUCGACUGCAAAAACUAAACGAAUGGAAACUAAGUUACGUUGUACAGAUUUGAUAGUACUUGGUUUGCCAUGGAAAACGACUGAACAGAAUUUGAGGGAAUAUUUUGAGACAUUUGGGGAAGUGUUGAUGGCACAAGUAAAGAAAGAUGUCAAAACACAGCAGUCCAAAGGAUUUGGAUUUAUCAGGUUUGGAUCGUAUGAAUCUCAGAUGAGAGUUUUAGCGCAAAGGCAUAUGAUUGAUGGAAGGUGGUGUGAUGUGAAAGUUCCAAACUCUAAAGAAGGUUUUAUUCAACAAGUACCUUGCAAAGUUUUCAUUGGAAGAUGUACAGAAGAUUUAACUGCGGACGACCUCAAGGAUUACUUUGGCAAGUACGGGGAGGUAACGGACGUGUUCAUACCGAAACCAUUCAGGGCUUUCAGUUUCGUCACGUUCUUGGAUCCUGAAGUAGCUCAGUCUCUUUGCGGAGAAGAUCAUAUUAUCAAAGGAGUUUCGGUGCAUGUGUCUAAUGCAGCUCCCAAAUCCGAUACUAGGGGCGGCGGUGGUCCUAGGGGUGAAAGGGGGGGAGGUGGUGGUAGUGGCUAUGGCAGCCAAAACCGUGGAGGGCUUUCUCAAGGUGGCCCUGAUGGUGGCAUGUACAACCAGAGAUACAAUGGUCCUGGACCUAACCAAGGCGGAUGGGGAAAUCAAGGGGGCCCACGAGGAAAUAUUGACAUGCCAAAUUUACAGACGUUAGGUAUAACAGGUCAAGGACAGCAGGGUAGUAACCAAGGUAACUGCAAUCCGCUUGGUCUCGGAUUGAACGCUUUGAGUGCUCUUCCUAUGAAUCCCGCUUUGGUAGCAGCCGCCCUCAAUCAAGCAGGAUGGGGUCUGAUUGGUAAUUUACAAAACCAGGCCGAACCUAAUUUCAACCAAGGAUUUGGCAAUGGUCCCAGUAACAGUAACCCAACAAACCAAAAUGGCGGCGGUCAAAGAGGAACCAAUCCUGGAUUUUUAAAUUGGAUGAAUCAAGGUGGUGGGGGCGGUAGUGGGGCUGGCAGUGUAGCAGGAGUCGGUCAAAACAAUCCUGAUGGACAAUGGUCCAGACAACCACAAUCUAAUCAAGAUAAAGGAUUUCUGAAAUACGAUUGAAAUCUUUGUUGACGCUCUUCUCAUCAUCAGAACUCGGGAAGAAAUAAUACUUUUUUUUUCUGUUAUUUAUUCAGUCCAACUUUUACUAAAAAAAACAACCCAGUGCAAGUUCUAGAAAGAUAUUUUAAGUUGACUGAAAAUUAUUUUAUUUGUAUUUAAUGAUUGUUUGGGAACCAUGUUUGAUAAGAUGAUUGAGUUUUGGUUAUUGUGUGGCAUAAUUCAACUGUUUUGAGGUCUUAUGGUAUCCCAUUAUUUUAUGUAUGCAUGAUAUAUAACCUAGCGUGAUUUGAAAUUAUGACAUUUUCAUGGUGAAGAGAUUUUGUGUAUGGGAAUGAAUAUGUGGAGUGUUACUGUAAUUUAAUUUUAGGUAUAUAUGGAAGUAAUGCUAGUUGAAUAAAUAAAACGAUUGUUCAUUU